This is a messenger RNA of Ceraceosorus bombacis, 1774 nucleotides long. Lineage: Eukaryota; Fungi; Basidiomycota; Exobasidiomycetes; Ceraceosorales; Ceraceosoraceae. The record is from the annotation of a GenBank genome assembly.
AUGACAUAUCAGCUCGACAUCAUCCCCUCGUAUUCCUUGGGCCCAUUCGUGCUAGGGCGCACUCUGCAUUCGACGCUCGAGUAUCUGCGUUCUCGGCCGCGACAGCAUCCAGUCUUCGAGAUCACACAUGGUGCCACUGAAAAGUGCGCGUCCGAACCAAGAGCGCAAGCCCAAAAUCCGAACCUUCCCUCUGCUACAUCCGCCUUAGCUUCGCUGCCUGUGCUUGUAAGCGUCCCCGCGGGCUCAUCAGGCGCGACCAUCCAUCUCAGCUUCUCGGCCUCGACUCAGCGACUGCAGCUUGUUGUACUCCGCAUGCCUGCUGCUGUUGAGGCGGAUGAUCAGCAGACGGGCUACUCUGCACAACACGUGGAGUCCUUCAGCCCAGUUGCGCUCCCUCUGACGUGCGAUGGUCGCACUCUGCCAUCUCUCACUCGCGCAAAUGUACACCGCAUGUUUGGGCCGACCUGGCCUGCCAAGCUACGCACACCGACCGACGGACUCACGAAUCGAAUGCAGUCACGGGUAGGCAAGGGCGCUGCAACGAAGGGGCAGGAGGUCACGGUGCGGUAUCCAGGCCUGGCUUUUGGGUGGGAUGUCGAUGCAUCGCUUAGUCAUCCAGGUGCGUGUGUGUCGGCGAAAGCACGGCGGUCUGAGGAUACUUCGCCGGCAAUUAAAUUGCUCGGCGAGACUGACUGACCCUCCGCCUGCCUUCAGAGCCGCCUGCACAGGCAUCUGCGCCGAGAGUGUACGUGUAUCAAGGUUUGGAUCCGCACGAUCCUGACGCGAUUGACGCGCCGAUACCAGCACGGCCUGGAACGGGCAGCCGGGUACUCAGCCAUCAAGAUAAGACUACCUCCGAUCAGGAUGCGGCCAGUCGGGACUCAGUCACUGUACUGAGAGCAAGUGUUCAGGUAAGUGUGCUCGUCGACAAUCACAGUGCGGUUCCGGCAGACGCCUGACCCGCAAAGUUUUUCGCAGAGUGACCAGCCUGUAAAGUUCACCCUGAGCACAGGUGCUUCAGUAGAGCUGAUUCUGAACGAGACUACCGAGCAAGACCUGCUAUGCGAUCUGGGAACGCCAAACGCGCGAUCUCUGGCACAAGAUGAGCGCCUGGGGAUACAAAGCUCUAACACCGAUCGUGGGUGGGGAGGGCGCUGGACUCGCUUCAGACUCUGACAGGGGGCUCACAUCAUCCACUUCGCAGGGGGAAUCUUCUACAACUACACCUCACUUGGCAUAGACGCGCUGGUGUCUGCGGCGACAAGCACAAGCUCAGGUGUUCUCACCAAAAUAAUCUUCCACUCCAAUAAUCCAGGUACUGCAGCCUUUGGCAGAUACGAAAGAUGUCCAUGGGUUGUGCGUACCGCGAGAGGCAAUAGCACCGUCACUGAGCCGGUGAGUCGGCUGCCAGCCAAAGAGCCGGACGCUGCGUCAAGCAAAGAACAUCCACUGACCAGUGACCUUUCUAUCGCUGAAGUUUGCAAGGCUUCAUGCGAUCUUGAGUGGCAAUGAACACGAAACCAGCGCGAAAGGCUUGCGCCCCGAUUCGAGCGAUGUAGUCAACGUCAAGACCCAGCCAGAUGAGACCAUGGAGCUAGAUCGGGGUGCGAAUCCAGAACUUGAGGGCUUACGACUCGACGUGCGUAGCACCCUUGUCGGCUUCACGUUUGGAUCCGGCGAGAAGGACAAGCGAGAAUGCGAAGGCCUGAUCGUCGAGGUGGAUCGAAGCGGCCUCGUCUCCAGCCUAACGUUGGUGGGGCCAGCUGCCUUCUAG